CAACAAGCAGAACAAAUAUUGUCCCCUACUAAACUGCAUUUAUGAUUCUGCAGCAGGCUGUUUCUGUUGUGUGUGUGUGUGUGUGAACGAGAGAGCCAUGGCAGCAGUGACAUUAGAACCAAUUUCAACGAUUGAUGAUUAUAAUUAUGAUGAUAGCAAAGCCCCUCCAACUCAGUCCUCAUUUGGCCAACCACCGGAUACAUCACCCAGUUCACCAUCGGACUACAUACUUCUUGUGGUCAAUGUGGUCAUCUUACUGCUGGGGGUUUGUGGGAAUGGGGUGGUCAUCUGGAUAGCUGGUCUCAAGGUGAAAAAGACGGUCAACACCACCUGGUACCUCAGCCUGGCCAUCUCCGACUUCAUAUUCUGUGCCUGUCUCCCCUUCAACAUAAUCCACAUGGUAACAAAGGAGUGGAUCUUUGGGCUCUUCAUGUGCAAGUUCACCUCUUUUGUGAUGUUCCUCAACAUGUUCAGUAGCAUCUUCCUCCUGGUCGUCAUCAGUGUUGACCGUUAUCUACUUGUCGUAUUCCCAGUUUGGGCCCAGAACCAGCGAACUGUGAGGAGGGCCUCUGCAGUUGUGGUUUUUGCCUGGGCCGUCUCUGUUGCACUGAGCAUUCCCUCCACAGUGUUUCGUCAGGUAUCCCCAGAUGGCAUAAAGUGCUUUAAUCAAUACCCACACCUUAACAGUCACAUAACUGUAGCUGUCAGUCGAUUUAUCAGUGGCUUUGUGCUCCCGGUCCUCAUCAUCAUCUUCUGCUACUCUGUCCUCAUUCUGCGACUGAAGACCAACAGGAUGACAAGGUCCUCCAAAGCCUUCAAGGUCCUGACUGCACUGAUAGCCAUGUUUUUCAUCAGCUGGCUUCCAUACCAUGUCUUCAUCCUUCUGGAACUUAAAGCCGGUGAUCAAACUUCUCUAACUGUUAUUCAUGAAGGGCUAAGUAUAUCUGCAACUCUGGCUAGUGCAAACAGUUGCCUGAACCCAUUUCUGUAUGCAUUCAUGGGCAAAGACUUCAAGCAGAAAUUCUUUAACUCUUUCCUUUCUAAGAUUGAAAAUGCUUUUGAUGAGGAGGAACGCUCUUCAAGGAGUAGAGGAACCUCUUUCUCCCAGGCUGAUUCAAAAGUUUAUACAAAUGUCUGAUUGCCUUUCAACAAAUAUUGUAAAACAGGGCAAACUUAUGCCCCUUUUAAGUAUAUUUUAUAUACAAUAACCCAUUAAGUUCACAUAUUAAGGUCCAUAGUUGUGACAAUAUAAGAUUUGCUCUGUCUUAGCCAACUGUUAUGCAAACUAUGCAAAUGUUUUAACCCUGAGGAAAUAACUCAUUUAAAGUUAUUUCCUGUAACACACACACAAUUGCUGUAACGGUAUUGUUUAAAUGUAGUUGAAUGUCAUUUUCAUCACCACUCAAGUAACAUAAGCAACAAUAUUGUACUGUAUUGUUCUGCAUUUCCUGCCAUGCAUCACCAAUCUUUUGGUUGACAGGUUUUUGUGUAAUCAGAUUUGUACCAUGAAAUGUAAUUCAGCCCACCGUGCCAACAUUCAUCUGUCAGGUCAUCUGCUGUGACACUGAAAGGUCAAGUGUAAUUACAUAUCCUAUAGAGGAGCUGAGAAUCUUAUUGAAGAGCCCUGUGUUUAUACUUCACAAAACCACUUUUGGAAAAACUAACUAAAACUAUUUUGGAUGAACAUGAAGCCUUUGGAACUUCAUACUGUACUAAUGUCUCUUACCAAUUGUGAAAUAGCUUUUUUCACAUGUUAAGCUGAAACUUUCUCAUGUGAAUCUAUAUGUUCACAUGCAUUAAAUUUAGAGUUAACAAGAUAACACCACCUUUCACAUGUGAGGAGAAUAACGUGUUUUCUCCUCCCAUGAGUUGCAAGUUUACAUGUAAAAAACAUUCACAUUUGCAGUUUCCCAUGUAAGAAUCCUUCACAUUGUGUAAUUGCAAGGUCACAUAUGGGUCUGAAAUAGCGUUAUUCUCCUCCCAUGUGAAAAAGUGGUGUUAACAUGUUGCAGUAGCAAUUUUUCCACAUGGGGAAUUGCAAAUUAUGUAAUGCCAUUCUACUUUAAUUAAGUAAUAAUUCAAGUGCAUAAAAAUUAAUUAUGGUGUCAUCCACUUCAUUUUUUCCCUUCCAUAGUGUUGCAUUGAUACACGUAUAUUUAGUGCUACCACGAGGAGGAGGCAUUCGGAGUGUUUCUGCUGCAGGCGCAUGCUCUCUUCAUACGUUGGUCCGUGGCUGUUGAAAGUAGCCCGGUGAAAAGAACCGUGAAGCUAGUUAGCUAGCGGUGUCUCCUUAUUUUUAAUAUUCUGUGUUCCGGUUUGUAUGCAUGGUUACGUUUUCAAUAUCUAGAGAGACAUUUUUUAACUGAACUGUAAUGACUUUUUGGGUCAUUUUGAUGAUUUAAUUGUUUUGACCAAGUGAAAAACAAAUUAGAUUUUUUUCCAUGAACAUGAGCAUAGCGAGGCUAAGUAACUAGCUAGCUAAUUCACUUUUGAAUGAAAGUCAAUGGUAACAUGUUGGCAUCUCAGAUGAUUUAAAACAAAUAUUUGAUACUUUUCGGGUCUCUUAAAUGGUAAAGAUUUUUACAAACAAGGGCUCAUAUUGAGUGUAUUUGCAUGUGUACAUAUGAACCACGUUAAUAUGUAUUUUAGAAUGUAAUUUUUUAUUUAAUCUAUAUCUAAUAGCUGCAUGCUAAUUUCUAACUGCUAGCUUGCUAGCUAGCUUAGUGCUAGGUGCUAGCUAGCCUGCCAUUUCAUCCCAGCUAGCUAGUUUUAGCUUCCAUUACUGUUUGAUGUCCAUUUGGAUUUUGUUAAUUUUUAUGCCGGUGUAUUAAAUGUAUUUGAAAAAGA
Messenger RNA from Oncorhynchus nerka (sockeye salmon), 2847 nucleotides. RefSeq names its product C3a anaphylatoxin chemotactic receptor-like. The record is from RefSeq and is a predicted model, not a curated record. The transcript has 2 exons. Gene Ontology annotation, biological process: phospholipase C-activating G protein-coupled receptor signaling pathway; complement receptor mediated signaling pathway; inflammatory response. Gene Ontology annotation, cellular component: plasma membrane. Bases 98 to 1138 code for a protein of 346 amino acids. Gene Ontology annotation, molecular function: complement receptor activity; G protein-coupled receptor activity. Lineage: Eukaryota; Metazoa; Chordata; Actinopteri; Salmoniformes; Salmonidae.